Cydia splendana is the source of this 2439-nucleotide messenger RNA. RefSeq lists its product as uncharacterized. The transcript has a single exon. Bases 166 to 1857 code for a protein of 563 amino acids. Gene Ontology annotation, molecular function: oxidoreductase activity, acting on the aldehyde or oxo group of donors, NAD or NADP as acceptor. The record is from RefSeq and is a predicted model, not a curated record. NCBI's taxonomy places the organism in Eukaryota, Metazoa, Arthropoda, Insecta, Lepidoptera, Tortricidae.
UGUUGAUUAAAAUACGUAAAUAAAGGAAUUGUUUCCUAUCGAAGCGGAGUGGAAGUAGUGAGUGACAUACAUAUUAAUACUGAUACAGUCAAUAUAGUUACUGUUGAACAAUUGUGUAGCUGGAUAAGUGCUAACAUUGACAGUUUAAAUGCAAGUGACAGUUGCAUGAUGGGUAAAGUGCUACUCGCGAACAUAUUUAAAAACCUCAAAAUGGACAAAAAUCUUGUUAACACAACGAAAGCGAAAGAGUAUUUGGCGGUGCAUAAGGAAUUUCGUAGUGAUUCUAGCAUAAGUGCUUCUGAACAACUUGUGGUUGACAAUUUCAACAAUAGAAUAUUUUGCCUGCAACGGGACACCAUUGAAAAUCUUUAUAAUACGGCUCGGCCGUUACUUCAUCCUGAUUUGACAGACCGAUCUAAUGGAUUAAAAAAACUUGUAGAAGAGAUCGAACAAAAUAUUGAUUUGAUAUGUGAAUUGGAAUAUUUAAUUAGAAGCAUUCCUGUUCGAGAAACCAAACACAGUAUCCAUCUUAUCUUGCAGCAUUUGCGGUUUUCGAGUGAAACUGAAUUGAUCUCAGCGGAAGAGCUGUGUUUAAUCCGAAAUGAUACGCCUUUGCUGGCUGUGGGGUGUUAUUUUCAGUCAUUUAAACUGUACGAAUUCUCGUACUUGUACGCAACUAAUGAAACCGCUGUAAUUUGUCACUUAAUUACCGAAUUAUGUCAAAAUGUGGGGUUAGAUUGUCUAAAAUUAGUAAUUGGAGAAGCUAAUGUUUUAUCCACUAGUUUCACAGAAUUUACUAAUUUAUUCCAUGGUUUGGCGCCAGAGGUCACCGGAAUCAUCACGGAAAAAUCUGACUUAGACUCAGCUGUAGACAUUUUCCUCAACUCUGAACGUCAUCCAUUUCUGCUGUCACGUAUAUUUAUACAAGAAAGCAUAUAUAAGGAUUUUAAGGACAUCAUUGCUUGGAAAUGUAGAUCACAACAAAAUACCAACAUCAGUUUCAAAUCAAACUGCACAGAUGCUUUCAAAUAUGAAAAGAAAACAUUUUACUUGGAUUAUGCUGGAAAUAUCGAGGAAACCAAAAAUCAAAACGAUCAGUUGGUAUUCGUCGAAGCAUUCAGAACAAUUAAUGAACUCCUAUCUGUCUUAAAUAAGUCUCAAAAGCGUCUUUGUUUAUCUAUAUGGGCAAGCGGUGUAUCAGAAGCGAAUGAAAUAGCAAUUAACGUGAACGUACCCAUUGUCUGGAUAAAUAAUUAUUGCAAAUUUGAUGGACCUCCCGAAGUAUCACAGGCCGUAUUUGAUAAAACAUACUUUAGUGGUCAUGUUUCCACUAAAAAAGAGAUUAUAGAACACCUGUCGCAGCGUCAGAAGGCGUGGGAGAAAAAACCUUUCAGUGAACGUUAUGAAAAAGUAAUUAAAGCAUUUGAAAUGGCUAAUCCAGACAUUGGCAAUGCCUUAAAAGCAAAAACUAAAUCAUACUGGAAGUACAACAACUUCAUGGCAGUGCAAGAUAAAACUAUGGUAAUGGGAUUUAAUUCUCCUAUCCCUUUGAUAAGCUUUUAUUGGACCUAUGAAUUAAAUAAUAAUAUCAACCAUCCUAAAAUGGUAUCUAUAUGGCUAAGUUUUGCCAGGGCACUUAUAAAUGGAAGUGCUAUAGGUUAUCGCGUUAUAAAGAGCAGUAAUGAUGAUUUAAUAUCAGAUUUACUUAAAUCGUUGUCAGACUUUGGUCUUCCAUUAAGUAAAAUAGAAAACACGGAAUCCUCAAAUUUACAGCAUAAGAUGACAUAUAGUUAUUAUGCUGAAUGUUUUCAAACCAAAGUUAUCUGGACCAGCUUUGGGACCACUUUUGCAAACUGAAUGAGCGUUUGACUUGUUUGUUUGGCAGAUUGGAGAAUAAUAAUAAGAAAAUUCUACGGAUUUCUUUAUUAAAUAACGAAUUUAAAUCAAUGUUUGUAUGUGUUUGGUCAUAAUGUUAAGUAAUAAGUUCAGUAGCAUUCUAUUCAGACUUUUUACCACAGCGGUUCGUAAAGGCUCUCUUUAUAUUUCAAAAACUGAUGAAAAAGCGAAUUUUAUCCACUAAGUAAUUAGACGCAAAUUUUGAGUUGGUCGGGGGAAUUAAUUUUAAGUGAUGAUUUUGUGUGAACAAAAAUAUAUAUAACUUUUAUUUGGAUUUGAUUUGUAAUGUUCAUCAGAUUGUGUUUUCCUUGGUAGCACAAUUUGCUUAACACUCGUGCCUUGAAUUACUCGCAACGCUCAAGAUUCCAAUUUUCGAGCCACUCACUACGCUCGUAGUUAAAUUUUGAAAUCUUCCGCUUGCUCAUGUAUCAAUUUUUGCACGAGAAAUAAACAACUGUGCCCCUUGUAACACAAACAACUAUUGCAACCUAGGUUUUCUUAAUCUAUGUAUCUUUUAAACGAGUUAAUUUAAGUAAGAUUUGA